Messenger RNA from Penicillium atrosanguineum, 759 nucleotides. RefSeq names its product MARVEL domain-containing protein. Gene Ontology annotation, cellular component: membrane. Lineage: Eukaryota; Fungi; Ascomycota; Eurotiomycetes; Eurotiales; Aspergillaceae. The record is from RefSeq and is a predicted model, not a curated record. Bases 1 to 759 code for a protein of 252 amino acids. The transcript has a single exon.
AUGUCCUUCCUCGCAGUCAGCCUCCUCAAAUUCGGCUUCUCCCAGGCUAAAAAGCAACGCGCCAAAAAACAAGGCCAGCAAUUCCAAGACCCCUCAGCCUACCCCCAAUACCCCCAACCCUACCCAAUGACCGAAUACCCUCCCGGCGUCGCCCCAGGCUCAGACGUCGCCUACCCACCCUCCUCCGAGCCCACCAGCAAACGGUCCAAAGCAAUGGGCAUGCUCAUAUCCGCCCUUCGCUUCUUCCAAUUCGUCUUCGGUCUCGCAGUGAUAGGCCUCUACGGCCAAGACGUGCAUCAUGACCACAAAGCCAAGGAUACCUGGAACGCCAAAUGGGUCUUUGCGCUCAUCGUCGGCUUUCUGGCCACCAGCACUGCGGUCAUUCAUCUUAUUGUUCCGUUCCUUACGCGGAAAGUCAAUUAUAGACCUGGCGCAAAAUUACAGUUGCCGCGCUUUGCCUGGGAGUUCGUGCUUUGUGUGCUUUGGUUGACGCUUUUUGGUAUCUUUGGGAAGUUGUAUAUCGGGGUUUAUCCUUCGGACUCGAAUUCGGAUUCGAGUAAGAGGGAUGCGACUUCGACUACAAGCGAGUUGGGUGAUGCGAGCAAGAUUAAUCGCAUGCGGCAUGCGGUUUGGGUUGAUCUGGUUAAUUUGGUGUUCUGGGCUGUUACUGCUUCUUGGGCUUUGUUGCAGUGGUUGAAGGCGAGACGGGAAGAUGGGCCGGUUGUUUUUGAUGCUGAGAAGGAGGCUGGGAGUAUUUAA